Messenger RNA from Abrus precatorius (Indian licorice), 1387 nucleotides. RefSeq lists its product as uncharacterized. The record is from RefSeq and is a predicted model, not a curated record. NCBI's taxonomy places the organism in Eukaryota, Viridiplantae, Streptophyta, Magnoliopsida, Fabales, Fabaceae. The transcript has a single exon. Bases 228 to 905 code for a protein of 225 amino acids.
UUCCAAACCAAAUGGUUGAAAUUUGUCAAGUGUUAUUCCACCUUUUUGACUGUAAUCAACCCCGGUAUGAAAAAGAAACACACCCAGAAAAAAUCUGAGUACUGGUUACUACUACUACAACAUAGUACAUACCACUGAAAGCCUUGUAUUGGUCAUGUUAUGAUAUCAAACAAGAUAACCAACCAAUUUGUGUCCACCAAAAACCCUCAAUUUCUCACCCUCUCGACAUGGGAGAAAAGGAGAAGAAAAACAAGAACAAGAAGCAAAAACACCAACACCCCAAUGACCAAACCACCAAGCACAAUUCAGAUUUUUCCUUCAAGCCAAGCUCAGAGGUAAAGGGUAUCAGAUUUGGAGGGCAGUUCAUAGUGAAAUCAUUCACAAUCCGAAGAGCAAGGCCUCUAGAGCUUCUAAAAGUGUUGUCUUUUCCACCAACCAACACCACCAACAAACCAAAGGACAAGCUUCCUUUCCCUUCAACCACAGCAUUCUUGCCCACAAACUUCACCAUUUUGGCACAUCAUGCGUGGCACACUCUCACACUUGGCCUUGGCACCAAGAAGUCCAAGGUGCUUCUCUUUGUGUUUGAAACUGAAGCCAUGAAGGGUGCAGUGGAUCGAAUAUGGCCACCAGAAAUAGCACUUGGUGAUGUGAACAAAAGGCUCAUAAGGGGUCUCAAUGGUUGUGAAAUGGCGAGGUUCAAGUUCAGAAAAGGUUGCAUAACUUUCUAUGUCUAUGCUGUAAGGCAAGUUGGAAGCUUUGGCUUUUCCUAUGCUGAAGAUCUGAGGACUAUUCUGCAAUCUGUUGUGGAGCUCAAAGAUUUCUUGGAUCACACUGCUAUGCUUUCCAUGCCACACCAAAGAAGCAUCAGUUACUCACAGCCUCAGGUAGCCAUGGCUCAUUAGGCUAAGCUGUGAAUCAAUCAUCAUCAGUUUUUAUAUGAUAUAUGUGUCUAAGUGCUUCUUCUUCUUCUCAUUAACAUCAUCUUAAUCAUCAUCAUCAUUCUUAGGAUCUUAAUUAGAAAUAUUUUGGCUUAAUUUGUUAACUUGUUUCUUAGUCUUUGGAAUUUUGGGAGGCUUAUUAUUGGUUUAUUUGUUGAUGAUCUUGUUUGAUCUGUAUUUUCUUUUGAAUUUGGGGAAAAAGAAAGUGUAAUGUAGCAUGAAUAAUUGGGCAUUGAAUCUAAGGUUAUACUGUGAAUGAUUGAAUCAAGGUUGCAUUUGUCCUUUUUGUUGACAACUGCUUAUACAAAUUUGUCAAGGGGGCGCAAAAUUAGGCUUAGUAGUUAAUUCUUCUUUUGUUCUUUUUACUGGCUAAAAUCUUAAGCUACUCCGAGCAGGCAUAUUUUCUACCACUAGCCACUCCAAUUGUUGACAUUAGAAGAAUACAU